Molecule: messenger RNA, 8419 nt
Organism: Drosophila subpulchrella
Lineage: Eukaryota; Metazoa; Arthropoda; Insecta; Diptera; Drosophilidae
Gene: Rdl
Product: gamma-aminobutyric acid receptor subunit beta
Exons: 10
Coding region: 1721-3571 (616 amino acids)
Biological process (GO): nervous system process; chloride transmembrane transport; signal transduction
Cellular component (GO): neuron projection; synapse; membrane
Molecular function (GO): extracellular ligand-gated monoatomic ion channel activity; GABA-A receptor activity; neurotransmitter receptor activity
Source: RefSeq, a predicted model, not a curated record
AAAAAAUCAAACACGCCCGAGCUGAGUCCGUGAGCGAGUUGAGUCGAGUCGAGUCGAGUCGUUAACGCCGAGCGGAUACAAAUUUUGUUAAAAAGCCCAGGCAUAGAUACAUUUUCCACCUCUUUUUUGUGUUUAAGUCAAAGGACUAAGAUAAGACUUUCAGAUCUAGCAAAUAUGUCCCAUAGUUCCCCGAGAAGCGUAGCCACAGCCGUAAGCACUUAACAAACAAUGCCCAAAGUUAAGGCGAAAGGAAUCGCAAGCAAUCGAAACCAAUAAAAUGAGAUCCGUCGCCUGCAACACCAACAUCAACAUCGGUCACAUCGAGCUGGUUGCAGGCACUCAAAGGACAAUUACAGCUGGAUUAAUAUCAACAUCAACCGAAAUCGUAACAUCGACAACGAUAUUGAACGAGCGAUGAGCGAUGGAGCGUCCGAUGGGAUGACGAUUUCAGGAACUCAGUAAGGGAGCUGCAACUGAAAUACUGAAACGGAAACACUCGGAAUUAGAGGCGACGAAAAUAGAAAUUCUGUGGAAAUCUGAACCAAAAAUAAACGGCAGAGGCAGCCAUGAACAGUGCGGAUAUUUUGUAAUUAUUAAUGAGCGCAUAGAGCGGGCAGAGUGAGCGGGGUGAAGAAGCAGCGCAGAACAGAGCGAUACGUAGCGGGAUAUCACGAUGUACACUCUGCUGGAGCUCGACUAGCACACUGACACACACACUCACCCCGGCCCCAGGACCCCAGGACCCCCAAUUCCGGCAGAUUCCCCACAGGACGAAAGGACGACGGCAGGCGGGCAGGCAGGCAGGCAGGCAGGCACAGGAAGGAAAGGCAACGAAAGGCUCAAUUUCAAGGAAUUUGCAAAGCGCUCGAAACACCAAACUCACUAACACACACACACAUGAGCGGGCAUCCCUCUCCCUUUCUCUCGUCAGGAUAGAAGUAAUUAAAAGUAAAUAAAGGAGGCAAGAGAAAGCCGAAAAAAAAGAAGAAAAGUCCCUUAGAGCUGGAAAGGCAGGAAGUAACCUGAUUACGGGCAGAGCAGCAGCAGCAAUUAAUGCCGCAGGAGGAAGGAACCAUAAUCAGAAUCUGCACCCGAAUCAGAGGAAUCGCAUCAGGAUCUGCUACUGCCACUGGCCUAAGCUCGACUCGAUCUCCCAUCAGGACGCCACGGGAGGAUUGGAGAACGGAAGAAAGCAGGAGCCGGAGAAAGGAGUUGUCAUAAGAGUCGUCUCUCUCUUUCUUUAAGCUCUAUAAAAACACCCACUCAACCAUACACAUGCACUGAAGUACUGACUGAAUGCCUCGCUGCCUAAACAACCAACUAACUCACUGACUGAGAGACUUCAACAAGCGGAGAAGUACGGAGAAAGCCCUGACUAGAAAGCCCAAGUAGCCGAGCGGAGCAAAAAAAAAUAAAUUAAAAACGGGGGAACCAGCUAGCAACUAAACUAAAGGAGCAACCUUGACUAAUAACUGCAACAAACAAGAAGAACAACAACAACUACAACUUACUUUAUACGCAACUAAAGAAUAACAAAAAAAAAGAAAAGAAAAGAAAAAACCAAAAGCAAGCAACCAAAAAACGAAAACUUCAAUUUUUAAUGCAAAACUGCGAAAAGCCACGACAGCCAUUUUAAAUAAGCAACUCUCGCACCCUCCCGAAAUUUCAACUUCCAACACCCGAAACAAACAAACAAAAAACACACACACACAGCACCACCAUGAGUGAUUCAAGAACGGACAAAUUGGCCCGGAUGGCGCCCCUGCCCCGCACCCCCCUGCUGACCAUCUGGCUGGCAAUCAACAUGGCCCUGAUCGCCCAGGAAACGGGCCACAAACGGAUCCACACAGUGCAAGCGGCAACUGGCGGUGGCAGCAUGCUGGGUGACGUAAACAUAUCCGCUAUACUCGACUCCUUUAGUGUUAGUUACGACAAAAGAGUAAGACCCAAUUAUGGUGGUCCCCCUGUGGAGGUUGGCGUCACAAUGUAUGUCCUCAGUAUCAGUUCGGUUUCGGAAGUUCUCAUGGACUUCACAUUGGAUUUUUACUUUCGUCAAUUUUGGACCGAUCCUCGUUUAGCGUAUAGAAAACGACCUGGUGUAGAAACACUAUCGGUUGGAUCAGAGUUCAUUAAGAAUAUUUGGGUACCUGACACCUUUUUUGUAAAUGAAAAACAAUCAUAUUUUCACAUUGCAACAACCAGUAAUGAAUUCAUACGAGUGCAUCAUUCUGGAUCGAUAACAAGAAGUAUUAGAUUGACUAUUACCGCAUCGUGUCCGAUGAAUCUACAAUAUUUCCCCAUGGAUCGCCAGCUGUGCCACAUUGAAAUCGAAAGCUUCGGCUACACGAUGCGUGACAUCCGCUAUAAAUGGAACGAAGGCCCCAACUCGGUCGGUGUCUCGAGUGAGGUUUCGCUGCCCCAAUUUAAGGUCUUGGGUCAUCGCCAAAGAGCUAUGGAAAUCAGUCUUACCACAGGCAACUAUUCGCGUUUAGCCUGCGAAAUUCAGUUCGUGCGUUCGAUGGGCUACUACCUUAUACAAAUCUACAUACCCUCUGGACUGAUCGUUAUUAUAUCAUGGGUAUCAUUUUGGCUCAAUCGCAAUGCAACGCCGGCGCGUGUGGCGCUCGGUGUGACAACCGUGUUGACAAUGACCACUUUGAUGUCGUCAACAAAUGCAGCGCUGCCAAAGAUUUCGUACGUCAAGUCGAUUGACGUCUAUCUGGGAACAUGCUUCGUUAUGGUCUUUGCCAGUCUACUGGAAUACGCCACGGUCGGCUACAUGGCAAAACGAAUUCAAAUGCGAAAACAAAGAUUUAUGGCGAUCCAAAAGAUAGCCGAGCAGAAAAAGCAACAGCUCGAUGGGGCGAACCAGCAGCAGGCGAAUCCGAAUCCCAAUGCGAAUGUGGGCGUUGGAGGCGUUGGCGUAGGACCCGGCGGAGUUGGACCCGGCGGACCCGGCGGCGGCGGCGGCGGCGGUGGGGUCAAUGUGGGCGUGGGCGUGGGCAUGGGCAUGGGACCGGAACAUGGCCACGGGCAUGGACACCACGCCCACAGCCAUGGUCAUCCGCAUGCGCCCAAGCAAACAGUGAGUAACCGCCCAAUCGGCUUUUCCAAUAUCCAACAAAACGUUGGUACGCGCGGUUGCUCGAUAGUGGGACCCUUGUUCCAGGAGGUGAGAUUCAAGGUCCACGACCCCAAGGCCCACUCCAAGGGUGGAACGCUGGAGAAUACGGUGAAUGGCGGACGCGGUGGUCCGCAAUCGCAUGGACCGGGUCCCGGUCAGGGCGGCGGACCGCCAGGAGGUGGCGGAGGCGGUGGCGGCGGGGGCGGACCGCCCGAGGGCGGCGGCGAUCCGGAGGCAGCGGUCCCAGCCCAUCUACUGCAUCCGGGAAAAGUAAAAAAGGUAAAGGACAUCAACAAGCUGCUGGGCAUCACGCCCUCCGACAUCGACAAGUACUCGCGCAUCGUAUUCCCCGUGUGCUUUGUGUGCUUCAACCUGAUGUACUGGAUCAUCUACCUGCAUGUCAGCGACGUGGUCGCCGAUGAUCUGGUGCUCCUCGGCGAGGAGUAGGGCGUUGUCCUCAAGCGACGCCGGCAAGGAUUCGAGGGCGUGGCCCAAGGACACAGGAGUGAACAGCGCACGAGAGAGUCAAACUGUGCAGGGCGCUGUAAAACCACAAAAAAGGGGGAAAAAAUCCAAGAAACCCAAAAAAAUACUGAAAAAUACACACAAAAAAAUAAGUGGAAACAAAACUAAUUUUAACUAGCGAUAUGAAAAUGCAGAGGCAACAAACAGUUUAUUGUUUAAUACCAAAAGCGGAAAGGAUACACACACACACAAACACACACAUAUUACAAGGUCGAAAGCAAAGAAUAUUGUUAAAUAGAUUUACACAGAAUAAAUGAAAAAUGGGGAAAAACCAACAUUAGAAUUAACAACCAAAUGAGUAUAAAUGAAUGAAGAAUAAUCAAAAGCAACAGAUUAGCAAAUUGUAGUGAAAAUUAUAUAACGAAAGGCAUAAGUGAAAGUGUUUAGGAGAAAUACGAACCGAUAAAAAAAACCAUUUAAAAACCACAAAUAUAACGAUCAAAAAUCAUACGCAACAUAGGCAUUAAACGAAAACGAAGGAUGACUAUGAGAAACCCUCGAAAUAGCGCAGUCGAAAAGUUGAUUUCAACACACCUAACAAAUAGAUGGUUAAAUAGUUUCCAUUAUCUUUGCGGCGUUCUGAGUUUAAGUUUAAGAAACGAAAGACCUUUGCUUCCCACUUCAAAAGCAAAACACCCGGAGAGUCUUCCUCUAAUUUAAGUGCGUUCCCCCCCCUUCAGCUGCACGCUCCCAGAAAUCGAUAACCAGAUCUUAACCGGAACUCAAACAGAACUUACUAUGUUGAUCCAUUGAUUGCCCAUUCAGUUGGUUGAUUUGUUUAUUCAGAACUGACUUAGCGCUUCCAAGUGAAAUGGCCAAAUUUUUUAGAAAUCAAAACGUAGUGCAAGGAACAAUUUCGAGAAUAGCGAAUCAGUUUGGCGAAUGAUUUCGUUAAGUUAAAUUUAAAUGUAAAUCGAAGACGACGACGAGACGGACACGUAAGAUUGAGAGGUUUUUAAUCAUUUGCACACCACUUACACUAACGCCACAUGAUUCACAAUAAACUUGUUACGGAUAUUAUGAAUUACUUUGGAGCGCACCUUUUAUAAGCAAGCAUCGGAGAUAAGUCAUACAAAUAGUUAGUGCAAUUGACAUAGCGAAAUAAUAAUAUGAACGAUAACGAUUCAUUUUAGUUACACCAAUUUUUAUAUCAACUUUAAACUAACAACAAAUUAUUCAAACUGCACUCACUCACUCACGAAAACACAAGAAUCAAACUGAAACAAAAAUAAAAAACAAAACCAAAAACUUUUCGAAGACAACUUUGCGGCACCGUAAGAAAACAAUCUAAACUCUAAGUGAAAUUUUCAAACGCAAGUAAGCCCAAUAAAUACCAGUAAAUUUAAAAACGAAUACAAAUAGAACAUAGAACAUAAAGUACACAAGUAUGAAUGAAACUGCCUAAGAAAAAUAGCGUAUAAGUCUAACAAAUAGUUGCUAAAAGAAAAGAGUUAAACGAAGACAAUUGAUUUUCAAUUUGUAAAUACAAACAGAAGACACUCGGAACAUUCUCAAAGCAAAGUAGGAGCAAAACUUCGCAAUUAAACUUAGUUAAUGUAAUCGAAUCUGGUUAAGCGAUUAACUCGGAUGCGUUCAAGCAGUCAAUAAAGCGAUAAACAAACAAAAGAUACUUACGAUGCACCGUCUUAAGUUAGCCUAAUGACACACAGAUACACACCAACACAUACGGACAGACAGACAGACGAUGACACACAGAUACUCGACGUAUAUAUACAUAUAUAUUUGAAUUUUCGCUCAAGUUCCUCGAUGAAUCACAGACACAAAGAGAAAGAAACAAAAGAGUUAAGUUAAUUAUAAACACAUAAUUAAAGGCAAGUGAGUUUAACUUUAAACGUAAAAUAAAGAAAUUAAAAUACAAUUUAGCACAAUGGAGAUAACUAAGCAAGCCAUACCAAAAUAUCAUCAAUGAAUUUUAAUUUAGUGUUUAUGAUUAGUGCAAGGGCAGAUCGUAAGGCUAAAGAAUUUUGUACAGUUAGCUAAAGUUAAAGCUAGGAUUUAGUUAAGAGCCAUAAUAUGGCCAAAACAAUAACACACACACAACCACACGUAUAUGUACAUAGAGUAUGGCUUAAGGCGACACAAGUAUAUGAGAUAUAUAUUCAUAUAACGUAUUUAGGCACCUACGUAUAUGUAGCACGAGUUUUUUAUAUGUAAACCAAACAAAAUUGAACCCUAAUCCGAAAAACAAAAAGCGAACAAAAAAUAAAAACACAAAAACAAUUAACUGUAUAUACGAAAAGUACUUAUGAAUGGAACACUGGCAGUGUAGGCGGCGGAGGACGUUGGUGGUGACCCGAAAUGGAUCGGCCACGUAACCCUAGGCAUACUUAAGGCAAAACCUUUAACCCUUCUCAAGGUCUACCUAACCAAUUCAGCAGAAUGACUACAGAAGAGACCCCAAGGAAAAUUACUUUAUUAACGAUCUAGACAGACACAACACACACUUACACAAGCAAAAAGUUGAAAUAAUGAAAAACGAAGAGUCGAGCCUCGACUAUUUGAUAUCCUUUAGCCAAAAAACUCUAUCGUCUGUCUGCUCUAUCGAAAACCCCCCAAAAAGUCCCUAACCAUUUUUUACCAUCCGUUGGCUAAAGAGUAUCCCAAAUCUUAACUAGGAUUCUGAGCGAAAAGAAAGCAAUAUAAGGUUUACCAAAAGAAUAAUUGAUUUACUAAUUAACCUAUAAUUUAUUGAGCCAAGUGAAAAGGAUUUGAAGCAAACUGCAAUUGAUCUACCAGCCAUACAGAACAUUCCCCAAGAAAAUAGUUAUAACCCGAGACUCGGCAACAUAAAAGUGAAAUCGGUGAUAAAGAACAUAAUAGAUAAUAUAUCUGCUUAUAACAAAAGAAAAACACUCACACACAUAUAUAUAGAUAUAUUUUGUAGCUAUACAAUGUCAGAAAUCAAUUAUGUUACCGAAGACAGAAAUCAAAAUGUUUACAAAUGGCUGAGGUUCGUUUCGUAAAAAUGCUAUAUAAUGAUAUCCCCCAAAUGAGGUCAAAUACAUUUUUGAUGCGACAACAACAACAACAACAAAUAGCUGCUCAACGGUUUCGGAGCGUAUUUCCAAAGAACGUAAAUUAAUGAAAAAAACAUUUUAGUUGUAAACAAUGCAAAGGCGAAAUAGUUGACAAACAUUUUAAGAGACAAAAAAGCUAAAAAAAACACUUAAUGGCAAAUUGAUGCGUUUAAUUUUUCAUAUGGAAUUUUUUACUCUACAACCUAGUUUACGAUAUAAUUUGUGGAAGAGAAAAACCGAAAAAAAAAUUUAGUUGCCCAUAGUGAGGAGGACUUUUUUAUAAAAACAAAUUAAACGAUGCAAGACGAUGAAAAUGCAUAUGUACGUGCUGCAUAUGCGAGAGCAUUUAGGACAACAACAAAAACAAUGAGGGAGGAGCAUUAAAAAAGCGAUGAAAAUAUGUAAAAUGUUAAAUUAUACACACAAUGAAAUGUUUGAAGCAUUUUUGGUGCCGCUGUUUAGACGGCGACACCAACACCAACGUUUUAUAAAGCAACCGAAAGGGAGAAAUAAAUAAGUAAAUUAUAUGAGAGGAUCGUCGAUACAUACGUGAGGCGAUGUAAUAAUUACGUAUGUAUGUAUAUGAUGUAUAUUUAAUUAUAUAUUAUAUGUAUAUGUAUGGUGGUCUCAAAAACAAGCAAAACCAAAAAUGAAAUUCUAAAGUAUUUAGAUAAGCAAACCAACAAGUUGAGAACCCUAGCGAUUAAGUUGAACCACACAAUACACAGAUACAGAAACAGAUGCAGAUACAGAUACAGAUACAGAUACAGUACAGAUACAGAUACACUGAUCAAAACCGGAUCCCAGUUCAUGCAGAUUGCACCGAAAACGUAAUAAAAACAUUUUUAAAAUGAAUUCAAAAUUAAUGCAAGUGAAUAUUAUUAUUGAGAAAUAGUCUAUAACCCUAGGCAGCAAGACGCGACAUUGAUUGAACCAUGAAUUGUUAAAAUGAUAAAGGAACACACUAUUCACACACCACACACACACACACUUACGGUUGUACGUUGCAUACUCUUAGUUUGUUAUUACGGAGCAUUAUUUUGAAACAAGCCCCCGAAAUCAUUAUUCGUUGAACCCCUAUUGCUCAAGCAAAUUAAAAAAAAAGCGAAUAUUUGUUAUUACAUUUUAAGAUUAGGGAAUCCAGCACCCUCAGUUUCCCAACCCCCUUUUAAGAAAAAGAACUUCCCCGCGGGCCCUGGCUACCGGAAUAUAUAUGUGUGUAUGAUUUGUCAGCCAUCAAAUUACCAGGUUCAAGUCUCAUGCCAUCGUAAAGCAGCAGCAGCUAUAUAAUGAGCUCAUCGAGGAGGAGUGUGUCUAUAUAAUUUUUGGUUUUAUCCGUCCAUCAAAAAGAGUUCCUAAAUGCAAUAAAUGAACAUGUUUUAUGAUUACCAGCCAGCCGGCCUGCAAUCUGUUAGCCCAUCCCCAAUCCCAUUUCACAUUGGUCUGCUGUCAAUUAUUGGUUCCACAGCCCCUCAGACGAUUAUUUCCAAACACCCCCCCAGAAUUUCGGUUGCUCAACCCAUCAGCCUCAGAGAUCCAAAAAGAACACCCACAUAAGUAUAUAAGCAAGCAUUUGUUUGAGGAGCCUCGGGAAGGGAGGCAAAAACCCCGGAGGAUAAUUUAAAACGUAAUGCGUAUGUAAUGAUUGAUCACUGAUCACAAAUUUUGACUGUGUUAAUUUCGUUAUAUAAAAUGAAAAACCAAAUUAAAAAUAUAAAAAAAAAAACUGAAA